Molecule: messenger RNA, 4690 nt
Organism: Neltuma alba
Lineage: Eukaryota; Viridiplantae; Streptophyta; Magnoliopsida; Fabales; Fabaceae
Product: beta-amyrin synthase-like
Exons: 33
Coding region: 12-4580 (1522 amino acids)
Biological process (GO): triterpenoid biosynthetic process
Cellular component (GO): lipid droplet
Molecular function (GO): beta-amyrin synthase activity
Source: RefSeq, a predicted model, not a curated record
CAGAGAUCAAAAUGUGGAGGCUGAAGAUAGGAGAGGGAGGGAAGGAUCCGUACAUAUUCAGUACAAACAACUUCAGUGGAAGGCAAAUAUGGGAGUUUCAUGCUGAUGAAGGAACUCCAGAAGAACAAGCUGCAGUUGAAGCUGCUCGUCAAAAGUUCUACAAUAAUCGAUUCAGUCUCAAGCCCUGUGGAGACCUUCUAUGGCGUUUUCAGUUCUUGAGAGAAAAGAAUUUCAAACAAACAAUACCAAGGGCGAAGAUAGAGAAAGGAGAGGAAAUAAGUGAUGAAAAAGUUGGGAACACUGUGAGAAGGGCAACUCAUUAUCUAAGCGCAUUGCAAUCGAAAGAUGGUCACUGGCCUGCUCAUAUUGCUGGACCUCUCUAUUUCAUGCAAGCUCUGGUAUUUUGCAUGUAUAUUACCGGUCAUCUUGAUGCUGUGUUCCCGGAAGUAUAUCGUAAAGAAAUCCUUCGAUACCUAUAUUAUCACCAGAAUGAGGAUGGAGGGUGGGGCCUACACAUAGAGGGACACAGCACCAUGUUCUGUACUGUGCUGAGUUAUAUAUGCAUGCGAAUGCUUGGAGAAGGACCCAAUGGAGGCGAAGACAAUGCUUGUUUCACAGCUCGAAAAUGGAUUCUUGAUCAUGGUGGUGCCACCUACAUACCUUCGUGGGGAAAGACUUGGCUCUCGAUACUUGGAUUGUUUGAGUGGUGUGGAACAAAUCCAAUGCCACCAGAGUUCUGGCUCCUUCCAUCGUUCCUUCCUAUGCAUCCAGCUAAAAUGUGGUGUUAUUGCCGCUUGGUUUACAUGCCCAUGUCGUAUUUGUAUGGGAAAAGAUUUGUGGGUUCCAUCACACCUCUUAUUCUUCAGCUCAGACAAGAACUCUACCUUCAACCUUACCAUCAAAUUCAUUGGAAUGAAGCUCGUGGCCUUUGUGCAAAGGAAGAUCUUUACUAUCCCCAUCCCUUGAUACAAGAUUUGAUAUGGGAUAGUUUGUAUACAUUCGCUGAGCCGCUUCUCACUCGUUGGCCCUUCAAUAAGUUGGUAAGAGAGAAAGCUCUUCAAGUAACAAUGAAGCAUAUUCACUAUGAAGAUGAAAAUAGUCGAUACAUAACCAUUGGCUGCGUCGAAAAGGUUUUAUGUAUGCUAGCUUGUUGGGUUGAAGAUCCGAAAGGAGAUGCCUUUAAGAAGCAUCUUGCUAGGGUUCCUGAUUACAUAUGGGUUUCUGAAGAUGGAAUUACCAUGCAGAGUUUUGGAAGCCAACAAUGGGAUGCUGGUUUUGCUGUGCAAGCUUUACUUGCCACAAACCAAACUGGCGAAAUUGCUUUUACUCUUGCAAGAGGGCAUGACUUCAUAAAGAAAUCUCAGGUUAAGGACAACCCUUCAGGUGACUUUAAAAGUAUGUAUCGUCACAUUACAAAAGGGGCAUGGACUUUCUCUGAUCAGGACCAUGGAUGGCAAGUUUCUGAUUGUACUGCAGAGGCUUUGAAGUGUUGUCUUCUUUUGUCAAUGCUACCACAAGAGAUUGUGGGUGAAACUAUGGAAGUAGAAAGGCUUUAUGAUUCCAUUAAUCUUCUUUUGUCACUUCAGAGUAAAAAAGGUGGAUUUGCAGCAUGGGAACCAGUGAAAGGUCAAGAUUGGUUAGAAGUGCUAAAUCCUACGGAAUUCUUCCAAGACAUCGUGGUGGAACAUGAAUAUGUAGAAUGCACUGGAUCAACAAUUCAAGCUCUAGUUUUAUUCUCAAAGCUAUAUCUACGGCAUAGAACAAGGGAGAUUGAGAAUUGUAUUGAGAAAGCUGUGAAAUUCCUUGAAGCCACACAAACUGAAGAUGGGGGAUGGUAUGGGAAAUGGGGUGUUUGCUUCACUUAUGGCACUUGGUUUGCAUUAGGUGGCCUUGCCGCUGCUGGUAAGACUUACAAUAAUUGUCUUGCCAUUCGCAAAGCUGUGAACUUUCUUCUCAUAUCGCAAAGGGAUGAUGGUGGGUGGGGUGAGAGCUAUCUUUCAUGUCCAAAAAAGAAAUAUGUUCCCCUUGAAGGUAAUAGAUCAAAUGUGGUACAAACAGCAUGGGCUAUGAUGGGUCUAAUAUAUGCCGGACAGGUUGAGAGAGAUCCAUCUCCUCUUCAUCGUGGAGCAAGACUUUUAAUCAAUGCUCAGUUGGAGAAUGGGGAUUGGCCACAACAAGAAGUCACUGGUGUAUUCAGCAGGAAUUGCAUGCUCCAUUAUCCAAUGUACAGAAAUGUUUUUCCGCUUUGGGCUCUGGCUGAAUAUCGGAAACGAGUUAGGCUUCCUUCCUUUAUCAAAAUGUGGAGGCUGAAGAUAGGAGAGGGAGGGAAAGAUCCUUAUAUAUUUAGUACAAACAACUUUAGUGGAAGGCAAAUAUGGGAGUUUCAUGCUGAUGAAGGAAUUCCAGAAGAACAAGCUGAAGUUGAAGCUGCUCGUCAAAACUUCUACAACAAUCGAUUCAACCUUAAGCCCUGUGGAGACCUUCUAUGGCGUUUUCAGUUCUUGAGGGAAAAGAAUUUUAAGCAAACGAUACCAAGGGUGAAGAUAGAGAAAGGAGAGGAAAUAAGUGAUGAAAAGGUUGGUAACACUGUGAGAAGGGCAAGUCAUUAUCUAAGUGCAUUGCAGUCAAAAGAUGGUCACUGGCCUGCUCAAAUUGCUGGAUGUCUCUAUUUCAUGCAACCUCUGGUAUUUUGCAUGUAUAUUACUGGUCAUCUUGAUGCUGUGUUCCCGGAAGAAUAUCGUAAAGAAAUCCUUCGAUACCUAUAUAAUCACCAGAAUGAGGAUGGAGGGUGGGGCCUACACAUAGAGGGACACAGUACCAUGUUCUGUACUGCUCUGAGUUAUAUAUGCAUGCGAAUGCUUGGAGAAGGACCCAACGGAGGCAAAGACAAUGCUUGUUUCAGAGCUCAAAAAUGGAUUCUUGAUCAUGGUGGUGCCACCUACAUACCCUCUUGGGGAAAGACUUGGCUCUCAAUACUUGGAUUGUUUGAGUGGAGUGGAACAAAUCCAAUGCCACCAGAGUUCUGGCUCCUUCCACCGUUCCUUCCUAUGCAUCCAGCUAAAAUGUGGUGUUAUUGCCGCUUGGUUUACAUGCCUAUGUCGUAUUUGUAUGGGAAAAGGUUUGUGGGUCCCAUCACACCUCUUAUUCUUCAGCUCAGACAAGAACUCUACCUUCAACCUUACCAUCAAAUUCAUUGGAAUGAAGCUCGUCGCCUUUGUGCAAAGGAAGAUCUUUACUAUCCACAUCCCUUGAUACAAGAUUUGAUAUGGGAUAGUUUAUAUACAUUCACUGAGCCACUUCUUACUCGUUGGCCCUUCAAUAAGUUGGUAAGAAAGAAAGCUCUUCAAGUAACAAUAAAGCAUAUUCACUAUGAAGAUGAAACUAGUCGAUACAUAACUAUUGGCGGCGUUGAAAAGGUUUUGUGUAUGCUAGCUUGUUGGGUUGAAGAUCCGAAUGGAGAUGCCUUUAAGAAGCAUCUUGCUAGGAUUCCUGAUUACAUAUGGGUUUCUGAAGAUGGAAUUACCAUGCAGAGUUUUGGAAGCCAACAAUGGGAUGCUGGUUUUGCUGUGCAAGCUUUACUUGCCACAAACCAAACUGGCGAAAUUGCUUUUACUCUUGCAAGAGGGCAUGACUUCAUAAAGAAAUCUCAGGUUAAGGACAACCCUUUGGGUGACUUUAAAAGUAUGUAUCGUCACAUUACAAAAGGGGCAUGGACCUUCUCUGAUCAGGACCAUGGAUGGCAAGUUUCUGAUUGUACUGCAGAGGCUUUGAAGUGUUGUCUUCUUUUGUCAAUGCUACCACAAGAGAUUGUGGGUGAAACUAUGGAAGUAGAAAGGCUUUAUGAUUCCAUUAAUCUUCUUUUGUCACUUCAGAGCAAAAAUGGUGGAUUUGCAGCAUGGGAACCAGUGAAAGGUCAAGAUUGGUUAGAAGUGCUAAAUCCUACGGAAUUCUUUCAAGACAUCGUGGUGGAACAUGAAUAUGUAGAAUGCACUGGAUCAACAAUUCAAGCUUUGGUUUUAUUCUCAAUGCUAUAUCCAGGGCAUAGAACAAGGGAGAUUGAGAAUUGUAUUGAGAAAGCUGUGAAAUUCCUUGAAGAUACACAAACUGAGGAUGGUGGAUGGUAUGGGAAAUGGGGCGUUUGCUUCACUUAUGGCACUUGGUUUGCAUUAGGUGGCCUUGCUGCUGCUGGUAAGACUUACAAUAAUUGUCUUGCCAUUCGCAAAGCUGUGAACUUUCUUCUCACAUCGCAAAGGGAUGAUGGUGGGUGGGGUGAGAGCUAUCUUUCAUGUCCGAAAAAGAAAUAUGUUCCCCUUGAAGGUAAUAGAACAAAUGUGGUACAAACAGCAUGGGCUAUGAUGGGUCUAAUAUAUGCUGGACAGGUUGAGAGAGAUCCAUCUCCUCUUCAUUGUGGAGCAAGACUCUUAAUCAAUGCUCAGUUGGAGAGUGGGGAUUGGCCACAACAAGAAAUCACUGGCGUAUUCAACAGGAAUUGCAUGCUCCAUUAUCCAAUGUACAGAAAUGUUUUUCCACUUUGGGCUCUGGCUGAAUAUCGGAAACGAGUUACAUAUAUAGCUUUCUAAAGUUGAAUAAAUAAUAGCCUAACGUAUAUGUAACUCAUGAACACAAAUAAUCUCCCUAGCUUUUGAAACUUUAUUAUGAACUCCUCUAAAGUCUUAUAUUUAUACCAACA